CGCGGGUACAGCGCGAGAGAAGACCGAGCGCGAGAAAAACAAACCCCUUACUCGCCCGCGCUUUCUAAUACGCAAGGAAGGGGGUGUUGGCAUUCCCCUUGCUGACAUCGUCAGCGGGGACCUCUCCGCUUUGCAAGGGUACGAUGCCCCGAUGGGCAACAGAAGCUCGAUAAAGUUAGACAUUUGGCUCGGGGGAUACCGCAGAUGGGAAAAACAGAUACAGACAAAGGAUGACACGGCUGCUCGUAAGCCUAUCACCUUCGAGAAGCUUGUAACGCACGUCGCAAACCGUGUGAAGGACUUUCUCGAGAGCGGUGAACGAGACCCGACGAGACAGAUGGACCUGGAAUGGACCAUCAAAGGAAUGAAUCAGACAGUGCAGGAAGCUCACGAGAUAUCCGUGGAAAAUCUCGCUCUCAUUGGGGUGACGUUCGUCUCCCAAGGAGCCAUUAUGCCGCUUCUGCAGCGCAUGUCCUAGUGUAGUCUAUCGCAGGCUCGCCUUUUCUCGAGAAUUUUUGAUCGCAACCUUAUUUUCAUUGCUGUGCCAUUUAAUAAUACGUAAUGUUUUGACGAGCC
Molecule: messenger RNA, 576 nt
Organism: Heterobasidion irregulare TC 32-1
Lineage: Eukaryota; Fungi; Basidiomycota; Agaricomycetes; Russulales; Bondarzewiaceae
Exons: 3
Coding region: 152-478 (108 amino acids)
Source: RefSeq, a predicted model, not a curated record